AUGCUAAUUCUUCUCUUAUUUAUGUUUGUGGAUUAUGCUGAUGCCGCUAUCACUUGUCGAGUCUACAAGCCUCCUGCGUCCAAACCCCCGGUUAGAUUCUACUACGUGGAUCCGAAUCGCAGCAAUUGGACACUUGCACCACUGAGUAUAGAAAAUGAUCAGACAGCAGUGGGAGCAACCCUAAGGGAAUUUUAUCAACACGAUCAAGGACAAUUUGUCUUCGCUUACAAUGAUGAUAGCCCAUCGGGAAGCGUCGACUCCUACCGAGGACACAGCAAAGGAGUUCUCUUAUUUGACCAGAGCAGUGGAUUUUGGAUUAUUCAUAGUGUACCAAAUUUUCCGGCAGCAGGUACUUACACCUACCCGUCCACUGGGAUCAAAUUUGGUCAAAGCUUUCUUUGUCUCACACUCCCCACUGAAACUCUCGCUGAUGUGGGCGAACAUCUUCGAUAUGUUCAAGCUACACCAUAUUUCACGAAUCUGCCUGAUAUUUUUAGUUUGAGGUUUCCAGUCCUUGUCAACAUUGUAAAAAAGCAGUCAUUAUCGAAAGCGGAGACUGUUUUUACUAAAGUUCGACAAUUUAAAACAGCUGGAGGACAGACGUUGAAGACUUUUGCGAAGCACAAAAAAUUUGCUAGAGAUCUUUGGUUUGAUCUGGUGGCUCCAGAGUUAAAAAUCAACAUGGCUGUAGAAAGCUGGUUGAAUGGCGGCAGUGAUGACUUGGAUAGUAUGUGCACAGCUAGAACCAGUGUAUACGAUGUGACUUCGGUACAAUUGCCUGAUAUAGCUUUCAACAGCUCGAGGGAUCAUUCUAAAUGGGCUGUAGCCGACUCGAGAAGCCCACAUAUAGUGUGUUUCGGUGAUACGAAUCGACAGAAAUCGCAGCUUCGUCGUGGUGGUGGAGCGGUUUGUCUGCGAAAUCGUAGCCUUUGGAAGACAUUUCAUAGCACUGUUAAUACUGUACAACCUUGUAUGAGCAAGAAAAUUUCUUCAUACUUCGGUCACAACUUACACAUUGUUGUACUUGUACUUGUACACACUUUUGUAAUCUAGCCUCAAACUGACGCGUAUAAGAACAAUUAUAACCUUUGAUUCAACUGCCUUAGCGGCUGGAAGGCGGGGCUUUGUGACCUAAUUGAGGCCGCUCGCACUUGCGACGCUGUCUGCAUCUCUCUCGCGCGAUUGCUCUCC
Molecule: messenger RNA, 1191 nt
Organism: Cylicocyclus nassatus
Lineage: Eukaryota; Metazoa; Nematoda; Chromadorea; Rhabditida; Strongylidae
Source: the annotation of a GenBank genome assembly